Molecule: messenger RNA, 2858 nt
Organism: Oncorhynchus masou masou (cherry salmon)
Lineage: Eukaryota; Metazoa; Chordata; Actinopteri; Salmoniformes; Salmonidae
Product: zinc finger protein 570-like
Exons: 3
Coding region: 209-1786 (525 amino acids)
Biological process (GO): regulation of transcription by RNA polymerase II
Molecular function (GO): DNA-binding transcription factor activity; RNA polymerase II cis-regulatory region sequence-specific DNA binding
Source: RefSeq, a predicted model, not a curated record
UCAGUGGAAACGGAAAUGUAAAGUGACCAAGAACAAUUACCACGUUAGCGUUUUCAUUGUUGUUAUUUCGACGUUUAUUAAAACCAUGGAACUCAAACUAUGACUCAUUUAACUGCACAGCAUUACAUACUUAGGUAGUGUUUAAUUCGCGUUGAGGACUUGGUUGAUAGAUGUUAUAGAGGUAACGUUAGCUACCUAGCUGCUAACAAUGGCUGACUGUAUGGUUUUUCACACUGAAAUAGCCUCCAUUAUGGAGGUUCUAGCGAAUGCAGCCGUGGCUGACAUCUGUAAACUCGUAGACGACGACUAUGCAGUGUUUCGUUUGGAAAUUUCUCAAAGCCAAAAAGAAAACCGGGCAUUGCGAAGGAAACUACAGCUACUCGAACUGAAGAUGGCACGGGAGCGCGUCCUCGCCAGUCGUCCCAGUAGUGUAAAGAUCCUCGACCGAUACAGAGGAAUGGCAAGAGGACAGCUCCCUGGAGGCCACAGGAGUUUUGUGAAGCCAGCAGGACACAAUACAUGGAUAGAUGACCAACCAGAUACUGUUGAUGAGGGGAGUGGAACCUCAACCCAGCACAUUAUUGUGAUAGAGUCUGCAGAUGCAGAGGAUGCAGGUCCUGGGGUCAAGCAGCACAGGUCUGAAGGAGAGGACCCAAUGCAAAGUGGAGACAUCCAGACUGGAGUGGCUGGUGUGCCCUAUGAAGCCAUGGAGGACCCCACCACCUCUGCGCCCCAGCCCAGGACCCAACGCAGCAUCACGGAGGUCAGUGGAAGGCCCGACGCCGUCCUCAAAUCAGAGACAGACACCAAGCCUUUAACUGUAACACAAAGACUCUUACACAGAGGAUCUGACCACAUAUCAGACACAGAGAGACUGGGGCCACUGGGCUGUCCUCCUGCUUCAGGCUCAGAGUAUUUACCGGUAUUUCACCAGAGCCAGAGGAUGGUUCAUUCCUGUGGGGAUGGCUAUGGUCACACAUUAGACACUGGCGGUGAUGAUCCAUCUUGUUCUUACACUACAGAGAUGGACCCUGGCAACAUGCCUUUGGGUUUAGAGACACAGACUGAUCUGUCUAGAGGGGACUGGAACCAGUACAGUAGUAGUCUAGACUCGGAAGGCUGCCUAGAUAAGAAAGGGGAGGUUAUAGUCGUAGAUGAGGUGACUGUGAAAAUGGAGGGCGACGCUCCUCUGACAUGGAAUGCAAACAAGACUCACUUAGGAGAAGGACACUCUCAGGACAACACCAGGGACUUUUUAGAGACAAAAAUAAAUGUUGCGACCCACUCCCCUUUGCACGCGUUCAGGGAUUGCGACUCAGUGUCCACAUCAAUGGCACCUUCCAAUUCACAUGGCCGCAUCCUUUUUGAUCAGGUAUUGAACUCAAACCACAGGGCUAUAGCCCAGGCUCAGGGAGGGGGAGCCACAUCAGGCAAUAGUAAAGAGAAACGGUUCUUCUGCAUGUUCUGUAACAAAGGCUUCAGCUGCCCCCAGAAGGUGGAGAUCCACCAGAGGGUCCACACAGGGGGGAAGUCCUUCAGCUGUACCCAGUGUCAAAUGCGCUUUGCCCAAGCUCGUGGCCUGAAGAGGCACCAGAGGGUCCACACAGGGGUGAAACCCUACAGCUGCCCCCAGUGUGAGAAGAGGUUCUCCCGCCAGGACCAUCUGAAGAUGCACCUGAAGGUCCACACAGGAGAAAAGCCGUUCGCCUGUACGCACUGCGGGAAGAGGUUCUCAGAGAGGAGAUACCUCAAUAUACACCAGCAGAAAAAUCAUUCCACUGGAUAGCUUAGAUCAAACCCUGCAUUAAAGACGAAGAUUACUUUUUAUUGUUGUCAGUACAAACGAUCUACAGAUGCAUUUGGAAUAACUAGAGUUAAGCCCAGUUCAGAUGCAACAGCCAACAUGAGACAAGAUAAAACUAGCUAGUUUUAGAAUGUUAUGUUGUACAACAGCUGACUAAAGAGGAGGCAUUCAGAUCAAGAAGACGAGAUGUGCAGUUGAGACCGUUUCCACGGUAAUGGAAUAUAAGCCUGAAAAUACAGUUACAUAUUGUGUUUGUACUGUGUAAGCUAUAUGAUGUUCACAAGUGCCUAUUUUCAUCACUUCCAUUCAACUACUUAAUUAUUUUCUUAGACACUUUUAAUAAGAAAAUUAAUGCAGUUGAUCAAGUUCAUGCAGAUUUUUUGUAUGUAUGGUUUUCAUAUGGUGUAUUUAAAGAUGCAAAAUGCAGAAAUCACUCUUCCAUUUCCUGGUUGCUAAAAUUCUAAUAGUUUGUGACAAAGCAAGUAGACAUUGUGUAGAGAAUCAUUGUACCAUCUAAACCGCUGUGAAAUAUGUUUUCCAUAACCAAAAAUGUUGUAUUUUCAGCUUUUUAAAGCUGGUGUAAAAGAUGCGAAGAUGAAACUUAAAAAGGGGAAGCAUAGAAAAAGUUCAUACAGAACAUAUCUACUACUUUUUAGACUUCUAGACAGACCUAUAACUCACAUUUCUAUGUGAAUUUUGUCAGGUUGCCCAAAAAGUUACAUAUUGCAGCUUUCAAACUUGUUUAUGUUUAAUAAAAACAGAAUAAAAAGUCCCAUUUUAAGACUUUCAUUGAGACUUUCUUUAGUACACAUCACAUCCGAUCUCACCCUAUUCUGCAUACACACAACAGUGCUUUAUAACCAUUCUAGACUUACUAAAUAUACCUCAAAAACCCACACACGAACAAACACCUACUGUACAUGUCAAAACACACUGAACAAAAAUAUAAACUCUACAUGUAAAGUGUUGGUCCUAUGUUUCAUGAGCUGAAAAAAAAAAUCCCAGACAUUUUCUAUAUGCACAAAUCUGUUUACACCCAUAUUAGUGAGCAUUU